Hymenoscyphus albidus is the source of this 932-nucleotide messenger RNA. Lineage: Eukaryota; Fungi; Ascomycota; Leotiomycetes; Helotiales; Helotiaceae. The record is from the annotation of a GenBank genome assembly.
AUGGAAACCCCGGAAAUUUGCACUUCGAUGGUGGGAAGCUCCCAGCUGGCGUCGCCUGUGCAUUACUUUGAUUCUGUAAGUGAAAUUACGCGAACUUUACACAGUACCAGAAAUUGAUGUCCUCAGUUGUAUUGCCGCAAUCAUCACCACUUUCGUUCUCCUUCAGUAUUGUUUCACUCUAACAGUUGACAAAGCCUUCCCUGACACCACCUCUCCAUGGGCAAUGGGAUUUGGAACGUACAACGCAGAUGCGACACUUCCUGGUUUGGGAGGGGGGGGCCUAUGAUAAUGCCAGACCCGACAAAAAUUCCUUCUCGUCGAGUACCAUCUUGAUGAAUCUCGUGUCGAUCGCAAAUUUACCGCAAGUCAUUGUAUCUUGUCUUUACUUUGCGUACAACACCGUCUACACGUGUAUGGUCUCAUCCGAUGAGUGGAGUCGAUUUUCGACCCAUCAAAAAGCACUUCGUACAACCAUGCCUAAAGGACAACAAAGAUCGACUUACUGGCUGAGUUUACCCUGGACAUUCGCGCUUCCUCUUUCCGCUGCGAGCGCAACUUUGCACUAUUUAAUUUCACAAUCCCUAUUUAUUGCGCGGACGGAGAUUCUCGAUACGAAUGGGGAACUAGAAAAGCCUUCUUUUAUACAACUUGCGUAUCCGCCUCUUGCUUGGUUGGUCGCUGGUUCUUUUGGGACUAUGAUGGUGGUUGUCAUGGUAUUGACUGGGUUUCGGAAGUUGAAGCCUUGUGUGCUGGUUGCUAAUAAUAGUUUGGCUAUAGCUGCUGCUUGUCAUAAUACGGUAGGAGAUGAGGGAGCUGAAUUGAGGAAGGUCGGAUGGGGAGCAGUGAAGCAUGAUGAUGAUGGCUCUCCUGGUCAUUGUACGUUUACGAGUAGAGAGGUGGAAACACCACGUGAGGGGGCUUUGUAUAUAUAG